Messenger RNA from Oncorhynchus nerka (sockeye salmon), 8022 nucleotides. RefSeq names its product mannosidase, alpha, class 2A, member 2. Gene Ontology annotation, biological process: mannose metabolic process; protein deglycosylation; N-glycan processing. Bases 2067 to 5606 code for a protein of 1179 amino acids. Lineage: Eukaryota; Metazoa; Chordata; Actinopteri; Salmoniformes; Salmonidae. Gene Ontology annotation, molecular function: alpha-mannosidase activity; carbohydrate binding. The transcript has 23 exons. Gene Ontology annotation, cellular component: Golgi membrane. The record is from RefSeq and is a predicted model, not a curated record.
GUUUGGCAGUGAGGAUUAGCAUAGUUCCGCUAGCCAGCUAGUUUAGCCAAGGAAAACUCGGGAAGGAUAUAGCUGGGCGCACUAGGCUAAUUCAGGAGACUUGUUUUUGUGCCCUGACAUCAGGAGCCGGAGGCGAAAAGUUUGAUUAAAAGUUUCAGAGACUGAAACGAAUAAAUCAGAUAACACAUAUUUAAGGAGAGAGAAUCGAUAUACAAUCCAGAAAUCGGCUGUAACUGUCACCAGCUAAACAAAGCUUAAAACGAUGUUUGAAUGACCCCGAAUCCAGAAAAUGAAUGGUGACUGAAGUCGCCUAUGGGCACGUCGGUAGACUCCUCCUCCUCACCUCAUUGAAAGAAAAAAAAAUGAGGGAGUGGGAUAUUUCGGUUCCUCUUUCGUCUCUGACACGCAUAUCCAAUCUAUUGCUGACGGCGAAACAGAAAACCAUUCGGUAGCUAUGGAUAACCGUCCACGGGCAUCAUAACGUCAAUUUCUUUUAUGUGUCCCGAAAACAGAUAUUCGGGAUGAUUUGACUCUGACUGGUUCGACAAACAAGGAUACAUUUCCACAAACUGAUAUUUCUUUACCACGUCGGUUUCCAUCAUCUGUAUUGAUGAAGGGGAAUCAGCAGUCAGUGGCCCAUCUUUUUCUUACAAGCUCACGCAUGGGAAAUAAUCAAAUCUAGUCUUUGGAGUCUGAUAUCCUCAUGUAGUGAUUUAUGCCAUUGCAAAAUGUGGAGCUUGCAACAGUGACUUUUCCUAGCAAAGAUUGCAAGCUCAUUUAUAUUAAAGGCAGAAUACUUUACUUAGCUAAUAUCACUGGAGCCUGUCAUUUCCAUGUUAGGAGAGGUUUAGUCAUCAUGCACAGAUGGCCCAACACAUCAUUUUUGAAUUGGGAACCAUUUAGUUGUUUUGCAGCCAGUGUAAGUGUUGAGUCUUAUCAUCACAAAUCCCCAUGGCAAGGCUGUCACUGACAGCCUGUUAGUUGAUGGGAUUAUGAUCAUACAGGAUUUGCUGUUGGAAGGAGGAACACCUGUCUUUCUUUAGCUAGCAAGUGUCCUGAAAUCCAGGCCACUGGGCUCAGCAUGGUUAUUUUGCUUCUUGGUAUACAUUCUUUAUCAAGAUCUGCCUGUGACUCCCCUCUCCUACACACUUGCAUACAGCAUUUUACUGAGUACUAAAUGCAGGAUUACAUAGUUGUUUUGGCCAUGCUUCCUUAAACUGAGAUUAUUACCCUCCGGCUUCAGAAAAGGACCCUAGGACAUCAUUUAAACAUGAUGCAAACGUGACCUAGGAAAGGUCUUUUUUUUGCCAUUGUUGAUAUGCUUAGGCUUUGUCAAAGAGAGCAUCGUAGUGACAUUUGUCUCAUACUGGAGUGCUUUGAGCCAAGCGAAAAAGACUAUCUAAAGAGCUGGUGGUACCUGUAGCCAAGUUCUUCAUUCACCCCUGUUUCUCCGCACCACUGAAGCCAUGUGCUUACUGUUAUGGCUAUGCCCUGGCAGCCAACCAGAUUGAAAGGGGACUCUGCCAGUGCUAAAGAAUUAGACACAGCCCAGGGAGUUGGACUGGACCAAAGGAUUGCACACACACACACAGACACCAUGCUGCGGAGACAGUAGGCUCCCUGUUUGAGCCCUCGCUGUUUAGUGCUUGUUUUUUUUCCCCUCCUCCGCAAAUCUCAGGUUUGGAUGGUUGGGAGCACAAGGGCCACUUUGAAGGAGCCCGACUGUGGUUUGGCCGGAGCUGACAGACUGCUUGCCAGCUACUGCUGAUUUAAGUACCCUAUGUCCCUCACCACACCUACACCCUUACAUCCACCUUCUCUGCCAACUGUUCCGCCCCUGACUGUUCUGGUUAAUGGAGGUCUAAGGGAGUGCAGGCAAGGUUGGGGAACUGUUGCUGACACUGGUCCUGCCGGUCACUUUCAGGCACUUUUUGCACUCCAAGGACUGCACUCCACUCUGUCCUAACUAAGGACCAUUCCCGCUUAUCUUGGAGGUAAAGAACUACAAGUCAAGGUAUUUAUUUAUUUAUUUUUGCCCCUCAAAAGGCUUUUCUACAGGCUAAAGGAUGAAGUUGAAGAAGCAGGUGACUGUGUGUGGAGGAGCCAUAUUCUGUGUGGCAGUAUUCUCCUUAUACCUGAUGUUGGACAGAGUCCAACACGACCCUGCAAGGAGACAGAACGGCGGCGGGAACUUCCCAAGGAGCCAGAUCUCUGUUCUGCAGAACCGCAUAGAACAGCUGGAGCAGCUACUGGAGGAGAACCACCAGAUCAUCAGCCACAUCAAGGACUCUGUCCUGGAGCUGACUGACACCGGCGCUGUGUCCCCCAGCGGACAGCUGCCUUUCCGCAGUGCCAACGGCUCCUGGGUCCUGCCCUUCGACGGACGCCCCACUUUCCUCUCUGUCAAGCCCCAGGACUGCCAGUUUGCCCAGGGCCGCCGUGGACAGACCGACCUGCAGAUGCUGGACGUGUACUCCCUGCUGAAGUUUGACAAUGUGGAUGGGGGUGUGUGGAAGCAGGGCUUUGAGAUCACCUAUGAGCCUGGGGAGUGGGACAGUGAGCCUCUGCAGGUGUUUGUGGUCCCUCACUCCCACAACGACCCAGGCUGGAUAAAGACAUUUGAUAAGUACUACACAGACCAGACGCAGCACAUCUUCAACAACAUGCUGGUGAAGUUGACUGAGGACCCACGCAGGAAGUUCAUCUGGUCCGAGAUCUCCUAUUUCGCCAAGUGGUGGGAGAGCGCUGACAUGCACAAGCAGGAAGCCAUGCGCAAGUUAAUCCUAGGAGGUCAGCUGGAGAUGGUGACUGGAGGCUGGGUGAUGAGUGAUGAGGCCAACGUUCACUACUUUGCCAUGAUCGACCAGCUCAUAGAAGGCCAUCAGUGGCUGGAAAAGAACGUGGGUGUGACCCCCCGGUCAGGCUGGGCUGUGGACCCCUUUGGCCAUAGUGCCACCAUGCCCUACCUGCUGAAGAGGGCCAACCUGACCAGCAUGCUCAUCCAGAGGGUCCAUUACUCCAUAAAGAAGCACUUUGCCUCCAGCCGCAGCCUGGAAUUCAUGUGGAGGCAGGCCUGGGACCAAAAGUCGGGCACGGACAUCUUCUGCCACAUGAUGCCCUUCUACAGUUAUGACGUGCCACACACCUGCGGGCCGGACCCCAAGAUCUGCUGCCAGUUCGACUUUAAGAGGCUGCCAGGAGGCCGGGUCAACUGUCCUUGGAAGGUUCCUCCGCGGGCCGUGGUGGAGGCCAACGUGGCAGAGAGGGCCCACCUGCUCUUGGACCAGUACCGAAAGAAGUCGAAGCUUUUCCGCAGUAAGGUGGUUCUGGUUCCACUGGGAGAUGACUUUCGUUACGACAAGGCCCUGGAGUGGGACCAGCAGUAUCUCAACUACCAGAGACUCUUUGACUACAUGAACUCUCACCCAGAGAUGCACGUGCAGGCCCAGUUUGGGACCCUGACCGAAUACUUCACUGCAGUUUACAAGGCCAACAAUGUGCCCCAGGGUGCUAGACCCCCAGACUACCCGGUGCUGAGCGGGGACUUCUUUGCGUACGCAGACCGCGAGGACCAUUACUGGAGCGGCUACUACACCUCCCGGCCCUUUUACAAGAGCAUGGACCGCGUGCUGGAGUCCCAUCUCCGGGGGGCAGAGAUCCUGUUCAGUCUUGCCGUGGCUCAUGCUCGCCACACAGGCAUGGAGGGCCGCUACCCCACUUCAGACUACACCCUGCUGACGGACGCAAGGCGUACCGUCGCCCUCUUCCAGCAUCACGAUGCCAUCACAGGCACCGCCAAGGAGAACGUGGUCAUUGACUACGGCAACAGGUUACUGCACUCCCUGCAGGGCCUGAAAAGAGUGAUCAUUAACGCAGCCCACUUCCUAGUGAUGAAGAACAAGGAUGUGUAUCGCUUCUACCAGACAGAACCCUUCCUAGAGACGGAUGACAGACGUGCCACCCAAGACUCCCUGCCCCAGCGCACUCUUAUUGAACUGGACCAGUCAGGACCCAGGUACCUGGUGCUAUUCAACCCGGUGGAGCAGGAUAGGCUGUGUGUGGUUACAGUGUUGGUGAACUCUGCCAGGGUCAGGGUGCUCACAGAGGACGGGCAGACCCUCCCUGUGCAGCUCAGUGCCCAGUGGAGCUCUGCUAGCCAGAUGAGCGCAGAGGUCUUCCAGGCCUCCUUCAUGGUGCGUCUGCCUGCCCUGGGCCUGGCUGUGUUCCACCUGUAUGACUCUGCCGACACCCCCAUGACGCUGCGCUCUGAGACCCUGCUGAGGCUGUCUGGUCGGGGGCAGACUGCCCACGCCGUGGAUCCCCUCCCCCUCCGCUCCCAGACGGCAGACCCACAACCCUUCUACACCUCCACCCAGUCCCUCACACUGGGCUUCUCAGGAACCACAGGCCUGCUGGAGAGUAUCCGUCGCAAAGAUGACCCUCAGGAGUUGAAGGUUCAGAUCCAGUUUGUGACAUAUGGUACUCGGUCCUCCAAGGAUAAGAGCGGGGCUUACCUCUUCCUGCCUGACGGAAAGGCUAAGCCCUACAGUCAGAAGGAGCCUCCGGUGGUGCGUGUGGUGGAGGGACCUCUUUUCUCUGAGGUAGUGGCUUUCUACCAGCACUUCCAACAGACCAUCCGCAUACACAAUGUGCCAGGUGUGGAUGGUCUGUCUCUGGAUGUCACCACCAUGGUGGACAUCAGAGAACAGUCUAACAAGGAGCUGGCCAUGCGGCUGGUCACUGACAUCCAGAAUGACGACACCUUCUACACAGACCUCAACGGAUUCCAGAUGCAGCCCCGACGCCGCUUCCUGAAGCUCCCCCUGCAGGCCAACUUCUACCCAAUCGCCAGCCAGGCCUACAUUCAGGACAGCCAGCACCGCCUCACCCUGCACUCUGCCCAGGCCCUGGGUGCCACCAGCCUAGAGAGCGGCCAGUUGGAGGUGAUUCUGGACCGGCGGCUGAUGCAAGAUGAUAACCGCGGCCUGGGCCAGGGACUGAAGGACAACAAGAAGACGGCCAACCGCUUCCGCCUCCUACUGGAGAGUAGGUCCACUGGCAACAAGCAUGCUGGCUUCUUUGCCAAACUCUCCUCCAUGUUUCACUCGCUCAUCACAAUCACUCUGAGAGGCGGUGCUCAAGAGGUGGUGGACAGUGGACCAACCAGCUUCCCCUCCCUGCUCAGUCACUUGACCUCGGCCAUCCUCAACCACGAGGUGAUUGCGCUGCCCGUGCUGCCCAAGAAGCGUGGCAUCCCUCCCCUGCACACCUUCACCCCCUUCACAGGGGCUCUGCCCUGCGACUUCCACGUGAUCAACCUGCGCAGCAUCCAGCACCAGCAGGACAGCCACUCCCCGUCUCCCUACACGGCCCUCAUCCUGCAUAGGAAAGGUCUGGACUGUGGUCUGGAGACCCCCAACCCCGGCUUCAACUGUACCACUACCGAGGGACAGCUGGGUUUGUCGUCUCUGUUCCGUAACCUGGACCUCCAGCUGCUCCAGCCCGUGUCGCUGUCCCUGAUGUACUCCAGCCCCCCUAUGGCCAACGACUCCUCCGUCAGCCUGGAGCCCAUGGAGAUCUCAGCCUUCAGGCUCAAACUGCGCUAGCCAAGCCCAGAUACACACCUCCACACCAGUCCAGGCCCAGACCAGACCCACCCAGACCAGUUUUGGUCCCACCUGGUCCUGCUCUGUUCAGUUUUAUUCUAUAGGAAAACUGCAUCCCAGUGCACAGAGGGGUGGCCACGCUGGUGCUUCCUGGUCCAACCUGUGUAUACACUACGCACCACACACACACUACACACCACACGCACUACACACUCUGAACUGUAAAUUCAGCCCGUAAGAGCAGGUAGCCUUCAUGACUAGACUCUAUCUGCAGGGGGCAGAAGAUGGCUGUCGCUGACACAGACAGACAAUCUCAGAACCAGAAACCUUUUGUGCUUGUGAUAAUACAGGUGCUGUCUUUAUCACAGAACAGAUACUGGCGGUCUUCUGCCUUUGCAUUGCAGUAGUGAUGUCAAGUAACACAAACAUACUUUGUUUUCAGUUUUUAAGAUCACUUCAUUUGAUUAUUUUUUUGUAUCCCAUCCUGGACUAACUACUGAAUGUAAAUAUCACAAGGAUAAGGACCUGGGAAUAACGUGGCGACGAGUGCAAUUUCUAAAGCUUUAUUUGGUGUGGACAGUUUAAAAAAAAUCUCUAUAUAAUCCUGAUGGAACCUACCUGCGGCAGACUAGAGAACUGUUCAUUCCAUUAGGUGCUCAUCACUGCUCAUUGUUUUCUAUUGACUGCAUUAACCGACUGACUGCAGCUGUGUACUCACAGUGUGAAUGUGUGCUCGCUCUCGCUCUCUCUCUCUCUCAGUAGCUAUGGCUCUGUAAGAUGCUGUAUGUCAGGUCACUACAGUCACUCUGUAGUCACUACCAGACUGGUGACUAGAUCACACACACUACAGACAUCCCAAUCCUCACACUGCUUUUUUGUCAGUCAUCAUUAUCGAAUGAACUGGACGGCUUGCUAUCCUUUCAACCCCCCCCCCCCCCCUCUGCUUGUAGAUGGUCUGUGGACAAAGCUGUCAUUUCCUGAUGAGUUGGCUGGCAGUGGAGGACCUGGAAUGGAAUUUAAAUUAUGUUUGUAUUUAAAUUCUCCUAAAGCUGUUCUUGUUGUGUACUCUCCUGUAUGCAGUGGAAGAUACAACUAUGAUGACUAUACCUCGUAUUUAACAUAUGACACAUGGUUAUGUAUAGUAUGUUGCUGUGGAAAACUUCUGUGAAGAUGCAGUAUGUCGGAGGAGUAGUGAGUGUGUAGUGAGACCCAGAGUGCAGUAUCGGGGACAAGGUUUCGGUUCAUACUACUGGACUGCUAAUCGUUAUAUUAGUGAGUCUGUGUAGUGAUGAUGGAGCAUCGGCGUACUUCCUUAUCUCCUUGUUUCAAAGCCAGGCAGGGAGGACUGUGGUUCAACCUUCACUACCUAAUUAUGUGGAGACAUUAACAGGGGUCCUCCAGGGCUGACUUAGACAACCAGUGUACUUUUUGCAUAUGUGCUCUUUUUUAUUUAUUUAUCAGCUUUCAUCAUAAAACAUCUCUAUAGCCUUGACCCUGGUUGGGUGAAGGUACUCUAUGAUCCAUAUGUCUUUGGUGGUGAAGGUAAAUCAUCAGUAAUAGCAGAUGCACUAUGUUGAUAUCGGGCCACUCUCUGCCAUAUCUCACUAUAUGUUUCUCCUCUACCUUCUUCCCUGCCUCUUCUACCAUCCUAGCAUCAGUGGAGGCUGGUGGGAGGAUCUAUUUGGUAUGGCUGAAAUGGAAUGAAUGGUACGGAGUCAAACAUGUCAUUUCCAUGUGUUUCAUACGUCCCUUUUUUAAAUUCCAUUCCAUCCAUAACAAUGUCCUCCUAUAGCUCCUCCCACCAGCCUCCACUGCCUAGUGUCCAAUGCUACUUUUCCUCUGGGCUUUUUAUAUUUCUCCACCUUGCUGUCCUCUGUUAUACCUCCCUCGCUACAUCCCUGAUGUUUUACACUCCUUCCUCAGAACACACUUCCCUACGGUCCAACAUUUCACUCCACAAUGCUCAGGCACUAGCCUGGUCCUAUACAGUAUGUGCUGUAGCCAAUUCCUCUAUUGAUAUGACAACAAAAGAACAGAGUGGUGGUUGAAGUACCAGCACACUGGACCACCAGAUUACCAAUGUACCUGCAUCACUUUUCAGGUUGCAUUUUUCCCUCUGAUUGUAUGUUCUACCAUGACAUGACACUACCACUGUACCUAGUACAGCACUCUCCCCUGUCGUCCCUUUCUCCUCCUCUAUUUCCUACUGUCUGUGUCUGAGUCACUCUGUAGACUUGUCUUUUGUAUGUGAUUUGUUGUAGCACUUUUUUUUUUUGUUUAAGAUGGAAUUUAUGAAGGAAUAAUUUUAUGUUUUCCUCAGUUUUUGUUUCUUCCUGGAUGUGUGUUUCAAAAAAGAUGCAUAGAAAUCAAUUGCAGACAAGGUGGAGACACAAUAAAGAUCAAAUAUGAUACUUGG